AUGCUCGUCCAUAGAAUCAGCAAGGCCAUGGCCGAUGGUUUUUCGUGGCUCUCUGGCCAGAAAUCGCUGGGUGGGGCUCUCACGAGUCCUGCUGGGUUCGACUGGGAUACGAUCGAGGCUCACAAGCACUUCGUAUGGCAGCCAUGCUUCCGCGAUUUUGAAUGUGCCAGGCUCCAGGUUCCGAUGGACUGGCAGGGGACGACUUUCGAGGCGGAUAGGACUGUAGAGAUAGCUGUGAUUAAAGUCGAAGCAACUGUGCCAGUGACCGACCCAACUUAUGGUGGUGCGGUUGUGCUCAAUCCAGGUGGCCCAGGAGGCUCAGGUGUGGACGAGAUACUGAAUGGCGGUCAUCACGUCCGGACGAUACUUUCUGCAGGAGCACAUGCUGAUCGAGACAGUGCGAAGAACUUCGACAUCAUCGGUUUCGACCCGCGAGCCAUUAACAACACCAGGCCUAUCCUCUCUUGCUUUCCAGAUCAUACAACUGCUGCAGCUCAUAACAUCGCCGAGGAGACCUAUGGCUGGUUCAAUACUUCCAACAUCGCGUUCGACAAUCUCUGGGCUAGCAAGAGAGCAGUGGCUGAAGGUUGCAGCAGAAGAGCUAAUAGUGAUGGGCUCGCUAAGCAUAUCUCUACGGCUGCUGUUGCGAGAGACGUCGUCGAGAUUUUCGAGCGGCAUGGUCAAUGGCGAGCGAAAGAGGCAGAAAGACUCUGUCUCCUGAAGCCUCAGGCAUGUCGGGCGUUGAGAUUGACGAGACGAGAGAACGUACGAGCUAUGCCCCUGGCAAAGAAAUGGUGCAGUACUGGGGCUUUUCCUAUGGCACCGUAA
Fulvia fulva is the source of this 828-nucleotide messenger RNA. RefSeq lists its product as uncharacterized. The transcript is spliced from 3 exons. Lineage: Eukaryota; Fungi; Ascomycota; Dothideomycetes; Mycosphaerellales; Mycosphaerellaceae. The record is from RefSeq and is a predicted model, not a curated record. The coding region runs from base 1 to 828 and encodes 275 amino acids.